Rhodotorula graminis WP1 is the source of this 515-nucleotide messenger RNA. RefSeq lists its product as uncharacterized. Gene Ontology annotation, molecular function: glutathione disulfide oxidoreductase activity. The record is from RefSeq and is a predicted model, not a curated record. Gene Ontology annotation, biological process: cellular response to oxidative stress. Gene Ontology annotation, cellular component: cytoplasm. The transcript has 5 exons. Lineage: Eukaryota; Fungi; Basidiomycota; Microbotryomycetes; Sporidiobolales; Sporidiobolaceae. The coding region runs from base 31 to 417 and encodes 128 amino acids.
CGCACAGCUACGCCUGCGCCACCACACGCCAUGUCGUCCAUCUUUGGCUCGCUGCGCUCGUACGCCCGCUCCUUCUUCUCCUCGGCUCCCGUCAGCAGCGAGCACAAGCAGCUCGCAAAGGACAAGGUCGAGGCUCUCAUCACCUCGUCGCCCGUGGCCGUCUUCAGCAAGACCUACUGUCCCUACUGCACCGAGGCCAAGAGCAUCCUCUCGCAGCUCGGCCAGGGUCCGCGCAUGAAGGUCCUCGAGCUCGACCGCGAGGAGCACGGCUCGGCAGUCCAGGCGUACCUCGCCGAGCGCGCCGGCGCCUCCAGGGUCACGGUCCCUCAGGUCUACAUCAAGGGCCAGAACAUCGGCGGCUGCUCGGACCUCAAGAAGCUCCAGGCGACCGGCAAGCUCGACGAGCUCCUCGCGUGAGCUCCUUGCGUCGAGUUCUCUCUUCCUCUAGAACCCCCUCCUCUCUCGAGACUGUAGCCGUACGAGGACGAUCUUUGCAACACAGUGCCGUAUCUCCU